CUUAAACAUGCUGUCUUAAUUGCUGGUUAAUUAUUCACUCCUAUUAAUUGCUGGUUAAUUAUUCAUUCUUUUUCAUGGCGCACACUCAAGUGAAACUUUCGAAGUGAAAUAAUAUCUUUUUCUUACCUACUCUAUAACUUAUCAGUUUAGUACAGUACAUUGGUACCUGACAAUAAUUAUUUGAUUUCUACAGCGAAUGUCUACUGCAGUAUUAGAAGGUCUUGUUGCUACAGAUCUAUCACUGGUACGGUAAUAGUGUGCAUUUUGCGCACCGUGACCUUCUCAAGGAUACCAGCAGUAUUCCAGCAUAAUGUAGUGCGUACAGUGUACACAGGAAGUUCGCGAUAUCGUUUAACAUACCUCACUCACAAUGGGUAAGAAGAAACCCGCUCCUGCUUUAUCAACCCUCUCCUGCGCUACUUUCGACUCGCCCGAUCAGCAUUGAAACCUCCUAGUUAUCCACAUUUUAUACUGGUCUUACUGUCGCAAUGGGCGACGCUGGGGGCGACACCGCCCUGCCGGGCUUCCUGCAGACGACGUUCGGGUAUGUGGAGGAUGUGUGGGUGAAGGGACCAGCGCUGCUGUCGGACUACGCCAGUCUGGCCCGCGACACCUGGAAGGCCUACACGGACUCGCAGUCCAAACGCUUCGAGAACCUCCCCGCGGACCAGCAGCAGAAGCUGAUGAACUCCGGGCUGGACGGGGCGGUUAUCUUCCUUCUGAUCACGCUGGUCUCCCGCGAGAUACUGGAUCGGUUCGUCGAACCGUUUAUUGUCACGCACACGCAGCCACCGGGAAAAGGGGCCAAGCCGGCGUUGUUGACCUUUCAGCAAGCCAAGUGGAUAUUCACCAGCAUCAUUCUACUGUCCAUCUGGCAUUCCAACAGUCACAUGUUCUUUGACUUUGGCGCCCCCGUCGAUCUCGGCCUGUUGGUCGUCGCGGUGGCCGCUGGACUGGGCACCAUGUACCAGACGACCCACUCCCCGGCCGCCUCCGCCAUCUUCCUCCUCAUCCCGCUCCUGGCCCUGGCCCCCGUCUCCGUCACCGUGGCGGCCAUGCAACAAGGCCCCUUCUUCACGGACCCCACCCACUUUCCCUGCUACCUGGCCGGCAUCACCGUGGCCACCGCCCUCUACUUCCUGUACGACGCCCCGGCCACCCCCGUCAUCCAUCCCGGGGACACCCACCCCACGCCCUUCUGGACGGCGCUCCGCUCCGAACUAGCCGCCCUCCGGACCGCCCACGCUGUUCCAGUGGCGGGAAUGAAGAAGGGCGCCCCGCCCCCCAAGAGCCCGCACCGCGGGGACCACCCAACUGCUCCGUCUGCCACCGGGGGCAUCCGCAACGCCCUGGUCGGACCGGUAUACAAGGUGGCCGGGCUGGUGCAUGUCGUGUACCAGGCGGUGAUGAACGCGGUGUGGAUGAUCCUGGGGAAGAUCCCGGUGCUGGGCGGUUACGUGUACGCGGGGACCCCGGUGAAAGGACGGGUCGCGGCGCGGCCGAUCACGGCGUCCCGGUCCGGCGCGGCGGCGACCCCGCCGAAACUGUCCAAUCGGGUGUCCAGACGACGGGAAGAGGAGUAGUGGGGAGAAGCUUUAAAGGUCAUUUCGCAUUGUGUUUCUGUGAUGCUGUCGCUUUCUCGUAUGUGAUGCCCCGCAAUGAAGCGCAAUAAAAGAAUUAUUUUGAACAAUCUCCCAGAUGAGAUCUAACAAUCAUAUUCCACGUACAAGUAAAAAUAUGUGGGUACCAAUAAACUACGGCGUUUAUAGUUCACAGUCGCUGUAAAAUCUGAUCGAUUUUAAUGUUACGAUUGUGUUAAAAAAUGUCACGAUUG
This is a messenger RNA of Paramacrobiotus metropolitanus, 1834 nucleotides long. RefSeq lists its product as uncharacterized. The record is from RefSeq and is a predicted model, not a curated record. The coding region runs from base 489 to 1583 and encodes 364 amino acids. The transcript has 3 exons. NCBI's taxonomy places the organism in Eukaryota, Metazoa, Tardigrada, Eutardigrada, Parachela, Macrobiotidae.